CGCCAAGAUGGCGUCCAUUCUCGAUCAGUACAUGCAAGCUUCAGCGGGAGAAAACUUGAAUCCGUUUCUAGGACCAGACGUUACGGAACCUAUAUCAACUGGAUAUGUAGAAGUUAAGAGUGAAGAUGAUGUUCCCAUUUUUCGGCGACAGAAAAUCAACUUCAGACCACCAAGCAAUAUCGUUGAUGUUGUUGUGUGUAACAAUAUGGUUGCUAUAGCACUGAGUAACAAUGUGCUGAUGAGACUGGAUUUGACAAACCCUAGUGAAAUAGAUAGCGUUGAUAUCACCAAACGAAUGGAUGACUCUGUUCAUAGAAUCUUCAUGGAUCCAACUGCCAGACAUCUUAUUGUCUGCAUGAAGUCUCAAGAGUCAUUCUAUUUGGCCAGGAAUUCCAAGAAGCCCAAACCAUUAGCAAAAAUGAAGGGACAUCUGAUCAAUGCCAUUGCAUGGAAUAAAUCAAAACUGACUGAGAGUUCUACACAGACAAUUCUUCUGGGGACAACUAAAGGGCUGGUAUUUGAAACAGAGUUAGAGCCAGAGGAGAAGUUCUUUCAAGGUGGUCUUGAGAAAUUUUGGAAGCAAUUGUACAAUGUGAAUUCAAGUGGUGGUCCAGAAGAGCCGAUUUAUGGAAUCAUGUUUGAGAAGUUUCCUGUGUCUCCAAAAUCUGACAGGAAAUACUUUGUUAUGGUAUCAACAUUGAGCCGCCUUUAUCAGUUUAUUGGUGAUGUAACAGUUACAGACUCCCUGGAUUUACAGCCAUUGUUUGCAGAAUAUGAGAGCAACCCUGCACCUUUCCUUGAGAUGCCAGGUCAUUUGGAUUCUAGUGAAUUAGCUCUGUUUUACCCCAAGAUUAGGGGUCUGCCAAAUUCUUUUGCGUGGCUCACAGGAAGUGGUGUUUACUUUGGUAAACUAGACUUUGGUCCCCCCGAGUCUUGGGAUAAUAUCACAGCAGAAACAAGACUAUUACAAUAUGGGUUUGAGGAAGGAAAGGAAACAACACCUCCUCUAUCCAUUGGACUGACAGGUUUCCAUGCUCUUAUGCUGCAUAAAGACAAGUUUCAGGCAGUAUCACUUCUCAGUGAACAAGUUGUGUUUGAAGAUCAGUUUCCACCUCGGUAUGGUGCAAUGAGAGGACUCUUUAUUGAUACAGUGAAGAAGACUUUGUGGAUAUUCUCAGAUUCAGCAAUUUUUCAGUAUCAUGUUACAAGAGAGAGCAGGGAUGUCUGGAAAAUGUACCUUGAAAGGGGAGAAUUUGAGUUGGCCAAGGAGUAUUGCAGGGAUAAUCCAGCAAAUUUGGAUAAAGUGUUAACUAAACAAGCUGAGGAACUAUUUGAAAGCAAGAGUUACGCCAAUGCUGCCAGAUGCUAUGCCCAAACUCAAGUAUCAUUUGAGGAGGUUGCCUUAAAGUUUAUUCAAGUUGAGGAGAGCCAGGCACUCAGGAUGUUUCUUUUAAAAAAGCUAGAUAGUAUGAAACACCAGGACAAGACACAAAUGACUAUGCUGAUAAUGUGGCUGAUCGAAUUGUAUUUGAACGACUUGGGAGGUUUAAAGGAAGAAAACGCUAAACUAAAGUACGAAGGCUUACAGGAAGAAUUCAGGAAGUUCCUUGCUCAAACCAAAGUAAAGACAUGUCUCGAUCAAAACAGGAAGACAGCCUAUGAUUUGAUCUCUAGUCAUGGAGAUGUAGAGAACUUAAUAUUUUUUGCCAUGUUUAUGCAAGAUUUUGAGCAUGUUAUCAGUCAUCAUAUUCAGCAUGAUGACUUUAUGGCUGCAUUGGAUGUCCUCACUAAACAGACAGAUACGGAGCUUUAUUACAAGUUCUCUCCUGUGCUAAUGCAGCACAUUCCGCGGCAAACGGUAAAUGCCUGGACUGAACAGAAAAAGAAGAAGCUGGAUCCACGCCGACUGAUUCCUGCGCUGGUUCACUAUCACCAACAAGGGAAGUCAACUCAGACCGAGGAGGCCAUCCGCUACUUGGAGUUCUGCAUAGAGAGACUCGGAAACAGAGACCAGGCCAUUCACAAUUAUUUGCUGUCGUUAUACAUUGAACAAGAAGAUGAUGAGUCAUUAUUACGAUACCUGCAAAUGCAAGGACAGGAUCCAGAAGAAGUUUGUUAUGACAUGAAGUACGCCUUGAGACUGUGUUCAGAACAUGACAAACAGAAAGCCUGUGUUCACAUCUACAGUACCAUGGGACUCUUUGAAGAAGCGGUUGAUUUGUCUUUAAAGGUCGAUGUAGAUCUUGCCAAGAUUCAAGCCCAGAAGCCCCCGGAGGACGACGAAGUGUUGAGGAAAAAACUCUGGCUCAGAAUUGCGCGACAUGUGGUGGAAGAAGAAGGAGAUGUGAAAAAGGCAAUGGAGUUUUUGAACCAAAGUGAACUUCUAAAAAUUGAAGAUAUCCUUCCAUUUUUCCAGGAUUUUGUUACCAUUGAUCAUUUCAAGGAUGCUAUUUGCUCGUCACUUCAUGAAUACAAUCAACACAUUGAAGAACUAAAAAGCGAAAUGCAAGAAGCUACAGAAAGUGCCAAAACGAUACGAGGAGACAUCCAUGAAAUGAGAAAUAAAUACAGGGUUGUACCAGCUCAAGAGAAGUGUUCGAUAUGCCUAUAUCCACUGCUUACAAGAGGCUUCUAUGUGUUUCCCUGUCAUCAUUCCUUCCAUUCAGAUUGUCUCAAGAAUGAGAUUUUACCACAUCUUAAAGAAAAACAGAGGGCUAAGGUUCAAGACCUAUUUAACCAGCUCUACGCGACGUCAAGAACUGAUUCAUCCUCGGUUUCAUCAACCUCACGAGAAACUCUCAAGAAUGAGCUGGAUGAACUGAUCGCAUCAGAAUGUCCUUUCUGUGGGGAAAUUAUGAUCAGAUCUGUAGAUCAACCCUUUAUCUCACCAGACGAAUAUGAAAGUGUAUUGGAAAGCUGGCAGUGAUUUUUAACCAUAGAAUUAUUUAUGGCAUAUCUUCUUUAAGAGCAGAAUUUAUUUCAUCCAACCUCCUUACCCGCUGUUAUCACAUUUGCUUGGCUGACAUAUCAUUGUGUGAAAUAAAGACAUGGCAGCGCGAGAAAUCGUACCCCAGCUGGUUGGUGCUUUUGAACUAAGCUCUCAGCCAUGCACGGUGUUGACAUCGACUUGUAAGAACCUUUGUCAAAGCUUCGAGAUGCUAUUGCUCAACACUCCCUUUCUUGAGUACGGCGUGGAUAAGAUUAUAGUAAUUUGAAUCAGAUGAAAACGAAUUUAGUCAAAGACAAGAGUUUUGUAAUACAAUUUAGACAAAAUAAAAAUUAAUUUCUAAGAAAGAAUAA
Molecule: messenger RNA, 3300 nt
Organism: Pocillopora damicornis (cauliflower coral)
Lineage: Eukaryota; Metazoa; Cnidaria; Anthozoa; Scleractinia; Pocilloporidae
Product: vacuolar protein sorting-associated protein 18 homolog
Biological process (GO): endosome to lysosome transport; lysosome organization; intracellular protein transport
Cellular component (GO): endosome; HOPS complex
Molecular function (GO): protein-macromolecule adaptor activity
Source: RefSeq, a predicted model, not a curated record